AUGAAUAAUAACAGUGUGACUGAAUUCAUUCUGUUUGGGUUGACACAGGAUGUUGGAAAGCAGAAGGCAGUAUUUGGCAUCUUCUUGAUUCUUUACCUUAUGACUCUACUGGCAAACUUUCUCAUCGUGGUGACCAUUAAAACCAGCCGGACACUAGGGAGUCCCAUGUACUUUUUCCUCUUCUACCUCUCCUUUGCUGAUGCUUGCUUCUCUACAACCACAGCCCCCAGAUUGAUUGUGGAUGCCAUUUCUCAAAAGAAGACCAUUUCCUACAAUGAGUGCAUGACCCAAGUUUUUGCCACCCAUUUCUUUGGGAGCAUGGAGAUCUUUGUGCUCAUCCUCAUGUCCUUUGAUCGCUAUGUAGCCAUUUGUAAACCCCUGCAAUAUACAACCAUCAUGAGCCAACGUGUGUGUCAUGCCCUGGUGAAUGUGGCCUGGGUGGGGGCCUGUCUUCAUACUUCAGCACAGUUAUUCUUGGCUUUGAGAUUACCCUUUUGUGGCCCCAAUAUUAUUGAUCACUUCUACUGUGACAUGCAACCUUUGUUGAAACUUGCCUGCAUGGACACAUAUAAAAUCAAUCUGCUUAUCGUGUUUAAUAGUGGGGCCAUAUGCCUAGUAAGUUUUGUAAUUCUUCUUAUCUCCUACAUUUUCAUUUUACGUGCUCUGAGUAAUCAAAGUGCAGAAGGAAGAAGGAAAGCCCUCUCUACUUGUACCUCCCACAUCAUCGUCGUUGUCUCAUUCUUUGUUCCAUGCAUCUUCACCUACACUCGCCCUGCCACUACUUUCCCAGCAGACAAGAUCGUGGCUUUGUUUUACACUGUUGGAACACCUUUGCUCAACCCUCUGAUCUAUACUUUGAGAAACUCAGAAGUAAAAAAUGCCAUGAGAAAAUUGUGGUGUAGGAAAACAUGA
Perognathus longimembris pacificus (Pacific pocket mouse) is the source of this 912-nucleotide messenger RNA. Its product is annotated as olfactory receptor 4C11-like. The transcript has a single exon. NCBI's taxonomy places the organism in Eukaryota, Metazoa, Chordata, Mammalia, Rodentia, Heteromyidae. Bases 1 to 912 code for a protein of 303 amino acids. Gene Ontology annotation, cellular component: membrane. Gene Ontology annotation, biological process: G protein-coupled receptor signaling pathway. Gene Ontology annotation, molecular function: olfactory receptor activity; G protein-coupled receptor activity. The record is from RefSeq and is a predicted model, not a curated record.